Messenger RNA from Neoarthrinium moseri, 1569 nucleotides. RefSeq lists its product as uncharacterized. Lineage: Eukaryota; Fungi; Ascomycota; Sordariomycetes; Amphisphaeriales; Apiosporaceae. The record is from RefSeq and is a predicted model, not a curated record. Bases 1 to 1569 code for a protein of 522 amino acids. Gene Ontology annotation, biological process: proteolysis. Gene Ontology annotation, molecular function: serine-type carboxypeptidase activity. The transcript has 5 exons. Gene Ontology annotation, cellular component: fungal-type vacuole.
AUGUUGCCCGUGGAGAUAUUCCCGCUUUUGUUUAACUACUUAUCAUUAUGUGUGGCCGCUGUAGAACCUCGAAGAGAGUCCAGUAAGAGACAAUUACCUGCCGAUCCUACUGGCGUUACAACCAUCACUUCACCUAAUGGGUUCCAAAUCCGCUAUAGCGAGCCUGGAAAAUCUGGCGUCUGUGAGACAACGCCAGAUGUCAAUUCAUACUCAGGCUACAUCGACAUAGAUGAGAAAACACACAUGUUCUUUUGGUUCUUCGAGGCACGGCAUAAUGCAAAUGAGGCUCCAAUCACACUGUGGCUCGAGGGUGGUCCUGGGGCAGACUCAUUGUUUGGGCUAUUUGACCUGGUUGGUCCAUGCCAUGUGACGGAGGACCUGAAAUCGGAGUUGAACCCCAACAGUUUCACGGAAGUGAGCAAUGUUCUCUUCCUGUCACAGCCCAUUGGGGUUGGCUUUUCCUAUGCAGAUGAGGUCGCCGGGAUAAUCAACGGGACAAGUGGAUACCCCCAGAACUCUUCAACACCAGAUGGUCGCUAUGCGAAUGUUAGUCCGUUCCAAACGACCACAACUUCAGCUGCUGCCGUCACUGCAUGGGAAGUGCUGCAGGCUUUUUUCCAGGAGCUCCCCUCGUUCGAUCCAGAUGUCAAGUCUCGAGACUUCAACCUAUGGACAUUGAGCUAUGGGGGUCACUGGGGUCCGGCUUUCUUUGCACACUUCUACGAGCAGAAUGAAUUAAUCAAGAACGGCAAAGCGCAAGGGGUCGCGCUGCACAUGCAAUCUCUUGGUAUCAUCAAUGGCAUCAUUGACAUCCAAGUUCAAAUGCCAUACUACCCGGAAUACGCAAUUAAGAACGAGUACGGUAUACAGCUAGUCAACGAGACGGUAUACGCGUUUAUGAAAAUGGCAUUUUCUAUUACCGGAGGAUGUUCCGAUUCUUUAGACUACUGUUAUGCAUCGGACACCAGCACCCUCAUUGGGCAGUACCUCUGCGCUUCUGCCAAUGCAAUCUGCCGAACAAUGGUAGAAGGCCCAGCUGAAUCGAUCAGCAAUCGUAGCCCGUACGAUAUACGUGCACUAGCUACAGAGGAGCUCGAACCGUCGUUUUGGAUCGACUAUGUGAAUACCGCAUUUGUGCAGAAUGCCCUCGGUGUCAAUCUUAAUUAUACGUCUGCCUCGAGUGAACAGGUUUCCGAGGGUUUCGUCUUAUCAGGUGACUGGGCUUAUAGUAAGCUAUCGGACCUCGAGGAGCUCUUGGACCGCGGUGUCAAAGUUGCGUUGAUAAACGGUGAUGCCGACUAUUUAGCUAACUGGAUGGGUGGGGAGGCCAUCUCCCUGGCUGCAAACUACACCCAUUCCGCCGGCUUCCGGGCGGCUAACUAUGAACCGCUUGUAGUUGAUGGUACGAAGUAUGGCGAAACGCGCGAGUUUGGGCAGUUUAGCUUUACGAAGGUACAUGAGGCUGGACACGAUGUGCCCUUUUACCAGCCCGUUGCCACCUUGGAACUUUUCAAGAGAGUUUUGGGUAACCUAGUCAUUUCAGAUGGAUCCAGCAAGGUUGAUUAUUGA